Rhododendron vialii is the source of this 1748-nucleotide messenger RNA. RefSeq names its product early nodulin-like protein 1. Gene Ontology annotation, cellular component: plasma membrane. Bases 506 to 1579 code for a protein of 357 amino acids. Gene Ontology annotation, molecular function: electron transfer activity. The record is from RefSeq and is a predicted model, not a curated record. NCBI's taxonomy places the organism in Eukaryota, Viridiplantae, Streptophyta, Magnoliopsida, Ericales, Ericaceae. The transcript has 2 exons.
CCAAAUCUGAAAUACUAUUAAUAUUUUUGAACGACUCGAAUCACGUACUAUAUCCCUGCAGUGCACCCCUCCCUUGUAGAAUCCUCGUCUUCGAGCUAUCAAGCCUCCAACUCAUCAAGCUCCAUUGUCCACUGCAUUAAACAUUUUCAUAGCCGUUGGCUCAAUAUGGUCUAGCCACGUGCAAAGUGACAAAUAUAGGCAGAUACUAAAUGUAAACGGAGCUAAAAGUGUCUUUAUUGCACACCGGCCUUUUAUUUUGCUUUGAAUUGAAAUACAAAUUGCUUCCCCAUCCAACGGCAUUAGUACUGCGACCUAUACACCAAUUCUCUCCCCGCCCCCCCCCCCCCCCCCAUCCAACGGCAUUAGUACUGCGACCUAUACACCAAUUCUCUACCCCCUCCCCGUCCCUAUAUAUACACACACCCAAUCCCUCUCUUCCCCCUACCCUUCUCUCUCUCUCUCUCUCUCUCUCUCUCUCAUUCAUAAGCAUAGACAGCAGAUCGAGAUGGGUUCUAGCACAUGGCUUUGGAUGUUAUUGGUGUUAUUCAGUACUGGUUUAAUGGGUUCAUUGGAGGCUUAUGAGUUUAAGGUGGGUGGAAAUCAAGGGUGGGUACUAAACCCUUCAGAGAACUACAACCAAUGGUCUGCGAGGAUGAGGUUUCAAGUCAAUGACACCGUCUUUUUCAAGUAUAACAAGGGAACGGAUUCUGUGUUCGUCGUGAACAAACAAGAUUACGACACCUGCAAUACUCAGAACCCCAUCAUGAAGAUGGACGGUGGUGAUUCGGUGUUCAAGUUUGAUCGAUCUGGUCCCUUCUACUUCAUCAGUGGAAACAAAGAUAACUGCGAUAAGGGUCAGAAGCUACCCGUCGUCGUUAUGGCCGUUAGGAAUUCGAAGAAGCCCACUCCUCCCUCAACCCCGCCGCCGGUGGCUCAAACUCCGGCGACGUCCCCGACACAAGCCUCGCCGCCGACAAAAUCCCCGGCGACUGCCCCAUCCCCGGCGGGGAUUACUCCGGCGACGUCUCCGACACCAGGAUCGUCGACAGGAUCGCCAUCUCCGGCACCGAUGAAGUCACCAACUCCGGCGACCUCGCCGGUAUCACCAUCUCCGGCAACGGUGGAGUCACCAACUCCGGCCACGUCUCCGGCAACCUCGCCGGUAUCACCAUCUCCGGCAACGGUGGAGUCACCAACUCCGGCCAAGUCUCCGGCGACCUCGCCGGUAUCACCGUCUCCGGCAACGUUGGAGUCACCAACUCCGGCUAAGUCUCCGGCGACCUCGCCGGUAUCACCAUCUCCGGCGACGGUGGAGUCACCAACUCCGGCAACGGUGGAGUCACCAACUCCGGCAACGGUGGAGUCACCCCCGCCGGCGAGUACGACAUUGUCGCCGGGAAUGACGCCGGCGGAGAGUGAUACGGCUCCGAAUCCCAGCAGCGAUACUGCGACGCCGCCGCCUUCAUCUACACCGGCUUUCACCCCUCCAGUUUUGUUGGUUUUGUUAGUAACACUGCUGUCUAGUGUGGCUCUGGGUAGUUUUGUUGCUUCACCAUCUGAAAAUAUGGAUAUUUUCUAGGGUUUUUCUAUUGGGUUUGGAUUCUCUAUUUCUCUCUAUUAGAUUCUUUAUCAGUCGGAAUUUUUUAUGGGAUUUCUUGUGAGAUAGCUCUAGCAAUUCUAUUUGCGUGACAGACACCGGAUAUGAUCUAUUUUCAUUCUAUUUCAUUUUGCGGAUUUUCAGUUUUUUA